AUUACAGUUUACGAUGUAUUCUCCACGAAAAAAGUGUCAAAUUCUAUUCAAUAUUUCAAUACUUCAACUAUUGGGCAUUUUUUUCUUUGCAAAAGGAUUUUUUCCGUAUAAAACCAGUUUAUCAGGUUUAUCAACAGUAAACGAAUUACCUCCAUUACCUAAUGGAGAAAAAACUCCUCUGGAGCCAAAAUUUGAUCGAUUAGUUUUCAUGCUGAUUGAUGCGUUAAGAAGUGAUUUCGUGUUUGGAAAAAAUUCUGGAAUGGAAUUUGUCCAAAGUCUCGUCGCAGAACGACGCGCAAUUCCUUAUACAGCGAUAGCGACUGCUCCGACUGUUACCUUACCACGAAUUAAAGCUUUGACAACUGGAACUGUACCGAAUUUUUUGGAUGCAAUUCUUAAUAUAGCGGAGUCUGAUACUUCUUCUUCUUUAGCGGACCAAGAUAAUUGGCUAGUACAAUUAAAAAAUGUUAAUAAUAAGUCAAUAUCAUUUUUUGGUGACGAUACUUGGAUAAAACUUUUUCCUGGAUUAUUUCAUGAAACGGAUGGAACUACUUCAUUCUUUGCUACGGACACGGUUGAAGUUGAUCUUAAUGUAACUCGAAACGUAAUUCCACAAUUAUCAAAACCUGGGUGGGAUGUUCUGAUAUUUCAUUACCUUGGAUUAGACCAUGUCGGACACUCAACUGGGCCAUAUAGUAAUUUGAUGGUACCAAAACAACGUGAGAUGGAUGAAGUUGUAAAAAUAAUAUACGAGAUCAUAUUAGAACAGGAUAAGAAAAGAAUUAGAGAAGACCCUAACGUAAAGCCUACACUGUUUGUGUUAUGUGGAGAUCAUGGAAUGAAUGAGGCAGGAAAUCAUGGUGGCUCAUCUAUUGGCGAAAUAUCUACUGUAAGGUUACCAUAUGUAUUUUAUUUGUCGGUCCUGAUGGUCUAUAGAAUUUUCGGAAAAGUGUGCUUCCAAUUUUUAGUGGCACAACAGAACUGGUUAAAGACCUUAAAGUGGUAAAUUUUGGUCUCAAUCUAAUCACCCAAUUCAGAACUAA
This is a messenger RNA of Rhizophagus irregularis DAOM 181602=DAOM 197198, 1043 nucleotides long. RefSeq lists its product as uncharacterized. Lineage: Eukaryota; Fungi; Glomeromycota; Glomeromycetes; Glomerales; Glomeraceae. Gene Ontology annotation, biological process: GPI anchor biosynthetic process. The record is from RefSeq and is a predicted model, not a curated record. Gene Ontology annotation, cellular component: endoplasmic reticulum membrane.